Corylus avellana is the source of this 354-nucleotide messenger RNA. The record is from RefSeq and is a predicted model, not a curated record. Lineage: Eukaryota; Viridiplantae; Streptophyta; Magnoliopsida; Fagales; Betulaceae.
AUGGCUAGCGAAGACUAUCACGGAGGAGCAUCCGCUUCCGUUCCAUUCAAGUGGGAAUCUGAACCAGGUACUCCUAAGCUCAAAUUCCGCGAGAAUAUUACUGCUCUUCCUCCUCUCACACCACCACCGGCUUACUUUCCCGCCGCCACAAAACGACCCGCCGUUAGAAAGAGCUCGAGGCCUACUCUCUUGGACACCAUCUUCCCCAAGUGCAAUGGGAGGAAAGAAUGUCAAGUACCAUCUUCACCGCCGGCUUCUUCUUCGUCGUCGUCUUCUUCUUCAUCAUUUACAUCUUCGCGGUCGUCACGGUCGUACUCAUUUGUGCUUCAGUCGCCGAUUACUCAUGAAUUAUAG